AGCGCCAGGACGCGAACGCGCGCGCGCGGCCCGAGGCGUCGGAGGCGGGGCCUGGCGUCGGCCACGCCCCGCCUCCCGCGCAGGCGCGCUACGGGCGGCGAGCUGUCAGGAACGGGCGGCGGGAGCCGGCGGGCUGAGGCGCCGCGACCCCGGGGUGGGCAGCAUGGGGAACCGCGAGAUGGAGGAGCUGAUCCCGCUGGUGAACCGGCUGCAGGACGCCUUCUCGGCGCUGGGCCAGAGCUGCCUGCUGGAGCUGCCGCAGAUCGCCGUGGUGGGCGGCCAGAGCGCCGGCAAGAGCUCGGUGCUCGAGAACUUCGUGGGCAGGGACUUUCUUCCUCGAGGAUCAGGCAUCGUAACAAGACGACCUCUUGUGCUGCAGCUUGUUACUUCCAAAGCAGAAUACGCUGAGUUUCUGCAUUGCAAAGGAAAAAAGUUUACAGAUUUUGAUGAAGUUCGCCAUGAGAUUGAGGCAGAAACUGAUCGAGUGACUGGGGUGAAUAAAGGCAUCUCCCCCAUUCCCAUCAACUUACGAGUGUACUCCCCACAUGUGUUAAAUCUAACACUCAUCGACCUACCUGGAAUAACUAAAGUGCCCGUGGGAGAUCAGCCACCAGAUAUUGAGUACCAGAUCAGAGAAAUGAUCAUGCAGUUCAUCACCAGGGAGAACUGUCUGGUUCUGGCUGUGACGCCAGCCAACACUGACCUCGCCAACUCAGACGCCCUGAAGCUGGCCAAAGAAGUUGAUCCUCAAGGUCUGAGAACCAUUGGCGUCAUCACCAAGUUGGAUCUCAUGGAUGAAGGAACAGACGCCAGGGAUGUCUUGGAGAACAAGCUGCUGCCUCUUCGUAGGGGUUAUGUGGGGGUGGUAAACAGAAGCCAGAAGGACAUCGACGGGAAGAAGGACAUUAAGGCAGCCAUGCUGGCAGAAAGGAAGUUCUUCCUUUCCCAUCCUGCUUACAGACAUAUCGCUGAUCGGAUGGGGACGCCGCACUUGCAGAAGGUCCUAAAUCAGCAACUUACCAAUCACAUUCGAGAUACCCUGCCAAACUUCAGGAAUAAACUCCAGGGGCAGUUGCUCUCUAUAGAACAUGAAGUAGAGGCCUACAAGAACUUCAAGCCUGAAGACCCCACCAGGAAGACCAAAGCGCUGCUGCAGAUGGUUCAGCAAUUUGCUGUGGACUUUGAGAAGAGAAUUGAAGGGUCGGGGGAUCAAGUCGAUACCCUAGAACUCUCAGGUGGUGCUAAAAUCAAUCGCAUUUUUCAUGAACGCUUUCCUUUUGAGAUAGUAAAGAUGGAGUUCAAUGAGAAAGAAUUACGAAGAGAAAUAAGCUAUGCAAUCAAAAACAUACAUGGUAUCAGGACAGGGUUGUUUACUCCAGACAUGGCAUUUGAAGCAAUAGUCAAAAAGCAGAUUGUAAAACUGAAAGGGCCUUCCUUGAAGAGUGUAGAUCUGGUCAUGCAAGAAUUAAUCAACACUGUGAAAAAGUGCACCAGAAAACUGGCAAACUUCCCCAGACUUUGUGAGGAAACAGAAAGGAUCGUUGCCAACCACAUACGUGAGCGAGAGGGGAAGACGAAGGACCAGGUACUGCUACUGAUUGACAUUCAAGUUUCCUACAUCAACACCAACCAUGAAGACUUCAUAGGCUUUGCAAACGCUCAGCAGAGGAGCAGUCAGGUUCACAAGAAAGCCACCAUUGGAAAUCAGGGAACCAAUCUUCCGCCUUCAAGGCAAAUUGUGAUUCGCAAGGGGUGGCUCACCAUCAGCAACAUCGGCAUCAUGAAAGGAGGCUCCAAGGGGUACUGGUUCGUUCUGACGGCAGAAAGCUUGUCCUGGUACAAAGACGAUGAGGAAAAAGAAAAGAAGUACAUGCUUCCCUUGGAUAACCUGAAAGUUCGGGAUGUGGAAAAGAGCUUUAUGUCUAGCAAACACAUCUUUGCCCUCUUUAACACAGAGCAAAGGAAUGUAUACAAAGACUACCGCUUCCUUGAACUGGCAUGUGACUCACAGGAGGAUGUGGACAGCUGGAAGGCGUCGCUGCUGAGAGCUGGGGUCUAUCCUGAUAAAUCUCUAGCUGAAAAUGAUGAAAAUGGCCAAGCAGAAAAUUUUUCUAUGGACCCACAAUUGGAGAGGCAGGUGGAAACCAUCCGCAACCUCGUGGACUCCUACAUGUCGAUUAUCAACAAAUGCAUCCGAGACCUUAUUCCAAAAACGAUAAUGCACCUUAUGAUCAACAGCGUUAAAGAUUUCAUCAACUCGGAGCUGCUAGCACAGUUAUAUUCUUCGGAGGACCAAAAUACCCUGAUGGAAGAAUCUGCAGAGCAGGCUCAGCGCCGAGACGAGAUGCUCCGAAUGUACCAAGCGCUCAAAGAGGCCCUUGUGAUCAUCGGGGACAUCAACACGGCCACGGUGUCCACCCCUGCCCCCCCUCCAGUGGACGACUCCUGGCUACAGCAUUCCCGCAGGUCUCCUCCUCCGAGUCCCACAAACCAAAGGAGGCCGACCCUCAGUGCACCCCUCACGAGACCCGCCUCCGGCCGCGGACCGGCGCCCGCCAUUCCUUCUCCAGGUCCACACUCUGGGGCACCCCCAGUCCCAUUCCGUCCGGGGCCGUUACCCCCUUUCCCCAACAGCAGCGACUCCUUCGGGGCUCCUCCGCAAGUCCCCUCGCGGCCCACGCGGGCCCCACCCAGUGUCCCAAGCCGGAGACCACCCCCAUCACCAACUCGUCCCACUAUAAUCCGUCCACUAGAAUCUUCCCUGUUAGACUAAAUGAAGUGUCUGGCAUGGCAAUUAAACCACUAAUUAUGUGCAAGCAACCUACCUGAUAACCGUUGCAGUAAACCCUGAGUAGUCGCAUGUUGGACAUCAGUAGGCAGGUAACCAGCCUCUUCACCAAUGCAUUCAUUACUCAUCGCCGUGGCUCCUAGGCUCAGAUCUUUGGGGUUUGAGCUCUUGAAAACUGGUGACCUUUCCAGGCUUUCCAAGUUGCAUUAACCAAGGUAGGUUUGUAGAGCAGCCCUGCACUUCUGAUGCCAUUUGCCUACUCUGGCAUUUGAAACUGCUUUGGACCAGUCUCCCAGGUUAGUUACCUGGUAGUUCAUUAAAUAAAACUGAACAGGUGUAGAAUGGCGAUCUUAAGACCUAAGCGACAUGCACACAUUUCUUUUCCCACAUUGUAAUGAGGAUGGCAGGAUUCUGCGUUUGAAUGUAAUGUCGCCACCUACGAAAUUAUUACCUACGUAGCUCCUCUGACCCCUUAGUUCAGAAAACUUCUAGGAAGUGAAGUGAU
Messenger RNA from Ochotona princeps (American pika), 3293 nucleotides. RefSeq names its product dynamin 3 (gene DNM3). Gene Ontology annotation, molecular function: microtubule binding; GTPase activity; GTP binding. The coding region runs from base 164 to 2773 and encodes 869 amino acids. Gene Ontology annotation, cellular component: microtubule; cytoplasm; membrane. NCBI's taxonomy places the organism in Eukaryota, Metazoa, Chordata, Mammalia, Lagomorpha, Ochotonidae. The transcript has 21 exons. The record is from RefSeq and is a predicted model, not a curated record.